Messenger RNA from Malus domestica (apple), 1692 nucleotides. Its product is annotated as APO protein 4, mitochondrial. The record is from RefSeq and is a predicted model, not a curated record. Gene Ontology annotation, molecular function: RNA binding. Lineage: Eukaryota; Viridiplantae; Streptophyta; Magnoliopsida; Rosales; Rosaceae.
UUUUCGUUGAUGAGAAAGAAAGAGGUGUGAAGAUUGAUGCAGAGGAAUGAGGAUCCUCAUUUAUCAGAGGGGUAGAGUGUCAGACGGAGGCAGAGGGAAAUAGAGGAGGCGACCGAAAGAAGAAAAGAUUGAGGAGGCUCGGCAGAUUGGAGUGGACCUGCAAAGGCACUGAACCAAGUAUGUGAUUUUACAUCUGUGUAAAAUUUUUGGCACUGCAAAGGCAUUAUGGCACUGAGGAAGAAAUUGUGCGAGAGUUCCAAUUUCAAUGGCAAAAUUAUGUACAGCUUUGCAAGGUAUUACAGCUCAAAGAUGGACUUAAGGAAGCUAAAGGCUAUGAUUCAGAAGAGAAUCCAAAACUGGGCUAAAGGUUACCCAGUGCCUGCCAUGGUACCAGUGGCCGAGGAGGUCCUUGAUUCCCGGAGGCUUGUUAUGCAAGGUGUCUCUACUCUCCUCAAAAUGAUAACAGUUUUGGCCUGCAAGUUCUGUCCAGAAGUGUAUAUAGGUGAGAAAGGCCACUUAAUUCAGACAUGUUGUGGUUUCAAACAUCGUGGCAAGAAUCGGGUUCAUGAAUGGAUAGUUGGUGGUUUGAAAGAUGUGCUUGUUCCAGUAGAGGCAUUUCACCUUAAGCACAUGUUCCAGGAUAUUAUAAAACACCAUCAGAGGUUUGACUUUGAACGUGUUCCCGCAGUUGUGGAGCUAUGCUGGCAAGCAGGUGCAAAUGAUGGAAAUCAUUUAAAUUGGAACUCAGGAAGUGAUUGCCUUGGUGUUGAUGGAGUUGAGUCUUUGUCACCCGAUGAGCUGAUUCUGGUUGCCAGUGGAACUUUGAGGGCAUGGGAAAUGUUUAGAGAUGGUGUGGAAAAGUUACUGAUGGUUUAUCGAGCAGAAGUCUGUAAACAUUGUUCAGAAGUUCAUAUUGGGCCAUCUGGCCAUAAAGCUCGACUUUGUGGAGUGUUUAAGUAUGAAAGUUGGCAGGGAACCCAUUUUUGGAGAAAGGCAAAUAUGGAUGAUCUUGUGCCUCCAAAGACUGUAUGGCGGUGGAGGCCUCAAGAUCCUCAAGUACUUUUGAAUGAAGGGAGGGGAUUUUAUGGGCAUACUGCGGCAGUGGUAGAACUAUGCACACAGGCAGGUGCCAUUGCACCGCCAAAGUAUCACUGUAUGAUGAAACUGCAGGGUGUAAGUACCACACUUGGAGAUCAAAGAUUGUUCCACCCAAAUGCUCAAAUGUAUAUGUCGGUUGAUUCCAAGGUAAUUGAACCCAGCAGAAGCUCCCCAGGGCUGCCAGAUCACAGAUGUGUGUAGAAUUGGAAGCUGUGAUGCUUGGUGAUGUAAAAUGGGAAAGUAAAGCCCCACAGAAGCUCCCUUAGUAGACGGCCUUAUCUUCAUUCUUGAGAGUGAUUGUAACAUCAGAUGACUGACAACGGAGUUCAAGAUGGAUCGCAACAUCAACUGAACGCGUAUUGCCCCCUUUCAGUUGGAGCUUGAAAGGGCAGAGCAAAUAGUAGUUUUGCUUAAGCUAUUGACACAGAAACAAGAAUGCAUAGUAGAAAGAGUGAAAGCAUGAAAGGAGUUAAGCGCAUCCGAAAUUUAAUUAGGCUUUUCUUGUAUUUGAUGAUGUUAUAGAUGGUUAAUACAAAAUAAUUGAAAUGCGUAACGAAAUUGAAUAUAAAUUUUCAGUGCUAAUGACUAGUUUAA